Amblyraja radiata (thorny skate) is the source of this 2488-nucleotide messenger RNA. It is a transcript of the gene clrn2, whose product is annotated as clarin 2. The record is from RefSeq and is a predicted model, not a curated record. Lineage: Eukaryota; Metazoa; Chordata; Chondrichthyes; Rajiformes; Rajidae. The transcript is spliced from 4 exons. The coding region runs from base 918 to 1616 and encodes 232 amino acids.
CUAGUGAAUCACCAACAGUGAGAUUACUGAUUCACUUACUCUGCUUCCUUGAUGAGAAUCAACUUUGUGAAGCAAAAUGCCUUUUGCUACUGCACUCCCAGAGGUGUGAUUUGUGAGGAUAUUGCGAGUAAAUGAAGAUGGAAUGUAUUCAAUGAGAAAGAAUAUCGGUGUAAAGAAAAAAACAAAAAACUUUUUUUUGGAUUUCAUAAGCAGUAAAAGGUAAAUUCUACAAUAAAUAGGAACUUGUGGGAAGAUGUGAGCUUUAUUUUCAGUUGAAACAAAAAAAAGCAGGAAGAGCAAAUUAGUAUCAUCGUAUUUCUCUCCCAGAAUGUCCUGGCCUCGUAAGCAUUAUAAUUCUAUAUCUUGGAAAGUAACAGGAGGGAACUUUUGAUGUUCAUGUAUAAUAUUAAACAUAGGACAAAGGUACACAUGAGAAAUGUUUUCUUCAAAUAGAUAAGCAUUUUGUCUAUUUUUAUUUUCUCUUUUACAGUAAUGCCAAUGUUCGCUAACUAUUCUGGCUUAGUUAUACAGACAUCUAUUGGAACUGAAUUGGAACUGUCAAUGAUGUGACAAGUGAACACAUCAGACAAGCGAUGAUAAGAAUUUUUUUAUAUUAAAUGAGAGGAUCUGUACAUGCAAUAAGAGACACUGCAGUGAUUAUUAAAUAUUGGCAAAUUGCAAUGUACUCAGAAGAUGGAACACUGACAAUUGAAUAGCAACAACAGUAGGACUGAUGGAAUACUGGACAAUAUGUCUGAGGUGGUUCAGUUUAAAUUAUCUUAUCAUAUCAGUGAUGAAUUUUAAAGCAUCAAAAUAAGGUUGGAAUCAGCAUUAAAAGCAGCUUUCGUUCAACUCCAACAAAGAUUUCACUGAGCUAUUCACCUAUAAAGGGAGGUAUUAUAAUCACAUUGAAUGUGAUGCCCAACCUUCUGAAAAAGUUUUUUUUUUCCAUUGCUGCUGUUGUAAGUUUUAUAUCUGCAAUCCUGCUGACUGUGGCACUUGGGACAACGCGAUGGGUGACCGGUACCAUUCUGUGCAAAACAGGGGCUGAAAUUGUGAAUGCUACUGAUCCAGAGAUGGCAAAGUUCACAGGAUCUCUGCACUAUGGAUUAUUCCGGGGACGAAAAAUACGAAAAUGUGGUCUAGGAGGACGGGACUCUGAAAUCACAAUUUUUCCACAGUUGGUGAAAACGUUGAACACUGCUGUUCAUGUUUUGGUGGUAUUAUUUAUCUGCCUGGCAAUUGCAUUUGCUAUGGUCAGUUUUGGAUUUUGUGUUUACAAUGCAGUGAAAAUCCCUUACCAAGCCAUGAAAGGAACUAUGGGCAUCUACCUCUGGAAUGUAUUUGCAAGUAUAUGUGGAGUGUCUGCAAUUGUUUGCUUUUUUGCCGCUGUGAAGCUUCAUCGCCACACAGAACGAAUUGCCAAUUUUCGUGAGCAAGUUUUCAAGUUUGUCAUACUUCAGGAAUACUUUGACUCUUCCUUCUGGAUUUGUGUGGCAAGCCCUGUGGUACAUGUAGUGAACAUGUUGGUGGUGCGCAUCGGUGGAAUACAAUUCCCCACCUUCAAGACCAAAACAGAGGAAGCAAAUGUCACACCUGAAGUCCUGAUGUACUAGCCAACCAACAUUGCUAUUAUUACCAUGCAGGAAGACGUUAUUGGAAACCUUACCUGUACUGGACAGCUACCAACAGCCAUAUGCAUGUUGUUAUAUUUUGUGACGAAUAAUUCGUAGCUGGUAUAGAAAUGGUGUUAAUAUACAAUUUUAAACUAAUGUAUUUACAUUACAUGUAUUUGUUACUGAGGUACAGUAUUUCAAUAGAGCUGUGUACAAUUUAUCAUUACAUAAAUAAUUAAUAGCAGAGUACUUAUGUUCUUCACCCAAUUUUUGGCUUCAUGGAAGAGACAGGGGGUGAUGGUGAAAGGUGAUUUUUCAGGCAGGAGGCCUGCGACUAGUGGUGUGCCUCAGGGAUCAGUGCUGGACCCAUUGCUGUUUGUGAUUUUUAUCAACGAUUUGGAUGAGAAUGUAGAAGGCAUGAUUAGUAAGUUUGCAAAUGACGCUCAAAUGGCUGGUAUCGUAGAUAAUGAAGAUGGUUAUCAAAAAAUACAGCAAGAUCUUUUUGGAUGGGCAAGCGGGCUGAGGAGUGAUAAAUGGAGUUUAAUGCAGAUAUGUACGAGAGGUCAAACCAGGGCAGGACCUUCAUAGUGAAAGAUAGGGCCCUGGGGAGUGUUGCAGAGCAGAGGGAUCUGGGAGCGCAGGUACAUAGUUCCUUGAAAGUGGUGUCGCAGGUAGAUAAUGUGGUCAAGGAGUCUUUCGGUACAUUGGCCUUCAUCAGUCAGGGUACUGAAUACAGAAAUUGAGAUGUUAUGUCACAUCAUCUUGUACAUAAUAAUGUGUCAUGUAUAAGAUGUUGGUGAGGCCCCAUUUGAAGUAUAGUGUUCAGUUUUGGUCACCCUGCUAUAGGAAGGAUGUUGUUAAGCGAGAAAGAG